AUGAAUUACACAGAGGACAGUGAACCUUCUAAAAUGGCAGAUUCGCACUUACCUGCUGUAGUCGCCAAUAUUGUCAUCGCUGGCUUUCUGUGUUAUACCACCACUAUGAUGAACACUGUAACAAUCUACGCGCUGUGGAAAACCUCUUCAUUGUCAAAACCUUUGAAAACAUUGCUUUUAAGCCUUGCUGUAUCUGAUCUUGGUGCUGGCCUUCUGAGUCAGCCAAUGUACAUCGCCUUCUUGGUUGAAAAGGAUUUACGAUCCAAGAAUCCUAAGACUCUUGACGAUUUUUCUACAGUCGUAUCCAACAUCCUUUUUUUAACUUCGUUUUGCAGCAUUACAGCCUUAAGUACAGACAGAUUCCUUGCCAUUCAGUGGCCUCUUCGUUACCAAGAAAUUGUGACCCACAGACGAGUAGUGAUUCUUGUCAUGGCAAUAUGGCUAACCACUGUAGUCUUUAUACCGAUCGAUGUCCUCGUGAUAAGCCGAAAAUUUCCAAGUGUCUCUACCGCAAUUUUUUUCACCAUCCAUUCGCUGUCCUUUUUUACUUCCACAUUAACUUCUUUCAGGAUUUAUUUAACAAUUAGGCGUCAUAGCAUUCAAAUUCAGACUCAAACACAGCAUGUAACACAAAAUAACGGCCUGAUAAAUAUGGCGAGGAUAAAAAAAUCCGCUCAAAGCACUAUUUGGAUUUACCUCGUAUUUUGGGUUUGUUAUCUGCCCUACUUUUUUGUAUAUGUUUAUGGUUAUGUUGAAUCUAUUCCUCCACCUCGAGAGCUAACAAUGUUCACGGUGACUCUUGUACUUGUAAAUUCCGCCCUCAAUCCGGUCAUCUACUGCUGGAAGAUCAGGCAUUUUCGACCCUCCAUCCUAAGAAUCCUUCGAAAAAUAACUAAUCGCAACAACUUAGGCGAAAGAUCGGUUUACAGCUUUGACGGAUAAACAAAGAUGGAAAACUCUGCGACCUUUUUCGGAAAUAUUCUUACCAUCAUUUCUUGUCUCGCUGCAUUCGAGGCAUUAAGGUUAAAUGGGGCUCUUAUCUGCUGCUCUUUGAAAAGAAGCCAAGGGAAGGCAAGAGAAACUUUUGACAAGUUCAGUUUGGGAGCCCUGAUGAGGAAAUAUUUUAAAAUCGAUGUACUUCUUCAAACGGGGAAGAUGACUCACAGAAAAAAAGGUGAAACGUUCUCUUGUAUUAUUAACUCAGACAAAGAAAAAUCAAAAUAUUCAUCAACUUUUAAGCGUCAUGAACGAGAAGGUUAAAAGAGGACGAGGCAGCUGGUGAAUUAAAAACCGCAAAAUCGCAUGCAUUAAAGCAACGCUUACUUAACGAAAAGCAUAGGAGAAGGUGAACUAUAGUAAGGAGACGUUAGAAAGAACUAGAAGUAUGAAUUAAAUUGAAAAGGGGUGGGGUGAGGCUCUCGUGGCUGAAGAAAGUGAAGGGCCUUAGAAACGAUCAUAAGUCUAAAAGGAAAUCGACAAGACGAAAGCUGAUAUCUUAUAGGGUAUGUACAUGUGGAUAAAAAUGGAUAAAAUACAGCGAUUCUCAUGUUUACAAAUAGGCUGGGAUAUCUUGCAUGAUCAACUGUGGUGCAGCCGGAAACUGCAAGAGGUUAAACUGAUUCAGCUUAGACUUUUCUCUCAAAUUGCUUCAACAUUGCACAAAAAUAUUGCAUUUGCUUUGCUUUCUGAUCUUAAGUCUCUUUACGGAUUUCACCACAGUUCGUUUCGUGCGACAGAAAAAAAACUCCCGUAAAGCAUAGCAAUAAGUUCAAAAAUUUAAUGGAAGAUUAAUUUUUUGAGACAAAAAUACCAUUAUAUAAAAGAAUAUAACUCCAACUCCAACUGACCAUGUAAUAUCCUCUUCUUCCCAUUGUCAUGAUUUAAAACAACAAAGCCUACAUUGGUGAAUUCGAAUGCGCUUUUAAGAAUUGUAAAGACUCUCGAACGAGAAGGUUCAAUAAGGCUCAGCACAGCUGUUCAAAGCUGUUUAACCUCCGGUUUUAAAUGUGAUUAUUUAUCGCGCUUUUAAAAUGCAUCCUCUAACUUAAGAAUAACAACGUGUUUUAUAAAAUAACGACGUCUUAAUGGAAAGGUCCGACUCCUCAUUAACGAGCGACAUUUACAAGCGUAUCAAAUUCACCCUUUCACAGUCCGAGCGUUUUAGAAACUUUUAUCAUCCUGUGGUCUGGAUAAUUAGUUAAAACACACUUAUUUUUGGCAGUUUGAAGUUUUAAACGAUUUCUGUCAGUUUUAUUUGCCUUUUUGCGUUCCACGCCCCAUUUUACAAUCUUUAAUUACACUUAGCAAGCAACAAACUGACAGCAAUCAGUUAAAAAGGAAUUAAGUCUUCAUUACAGUGAUGGAAAAGAUCGUUGGCUUUUAAAAAAAUAUUAAAAUUAUCCAUCUCUGCGAUGGCUAUCUUUUCUUUAUUUACUUUUUAAACGAAGUAUUGGUUUAAAUCGUUCUCACAAAGCCAACGUUUCAAAAAGCUACUGAGGCCCAUGGCUUAUUCCCAUAUCUAAACGAUGCUAAACCUACGUAUUCUUUACCAAACCAUGAUCAAAUUUCGUUUUUCUCUGAGCUAUUGCCUUACUCUUUCUUUGAAGACUUAGAGCCGAUUUUCUAGCUGCCAACUGGAUUUAAUUCGCGGCCCAGAAAUCACCACUCAACACUUUGAAAGUUCCACUCUUUUUUGUCCAUUUGAAGCCAGCGAGAUAAAGCUUUUUUUUCAAUUUGUGUAAGUUAAGUUUGGAAUAUGGACGACCUCCCUACAUUUUCUAAAGUGUCCUCCGCUUUUACACGUGGUUUAAAUUUUUUCUGUGUAAUCAGAUAUUGAGCUGAAAUAAUAGAACCUUGUAUAUAUCGAGCUCAUGCAUCCAUAAUUUUUCUUUAGCUCGGUGGUAGAGUAUCGCUCCGCGAAAGAAGGUUCGAGGUUUCUUUUCAGAAGAUCAGGCUCAGAAUUCACCUUCUUUCGUAAUAUAUUCAUGGGCUAAAUCUUUCAAUGGAAAUGUAAAUGUAAAAGCCCGUAAUACACUGACGUGUGCUUUUGCGUUAAAAAGGAGAUCCUCAUGAUGUCCAAUAGCUGGACUGGUAUAACUUUUCUGUUGUCUCAGUCGUCUUUAGUUGCAUGAUUUCUGUUCGAAGUAAGAGGUAUCUUCCGAUGGUUUAUCGUUUCCCAUUGAUUUCAUAUCCUCCGAACUCGAGACUUAAAGUUAGUCUCGCUCACAUACCGAAAUUCAAACAAAUGUAAUGAGGAACUGAUGAUCUAAUGGUAGAAGAUACCACCGCCCCUUUUUAAAAGCCUCGAGUUUGUCACGAAUCCCCAAAUAUAUAGUAUUAUACGUAAGAAGAACAUGAAAAUCAUGUGAAGACAUAAUUGUCUGUGCCUUUAUAUCUGAGGACUGUGGCGUGUCUUAUCCUUAACUUUAGUCGGCGUCGUGCGUGCCGGAUGGUACUCUUCGAUGGUUUCUUUACGUGUCGAACUUGUCUUGUUUUGUUGGGUUUUUUUUAAUAUUUAAUUCUCAAUGAAAGGACCAAUCAGAAGAGUAUAGGUUGUUUUCUUAGUGCAUAACUUAAGAGGGGUCGUCAUUUCUAAUUGUAACAGGAAAAAAGCCUUUGUGAGAAGACAUCAUCUGUUCAGUGUAGAAAAUUGCCUUCUGUAAUUGUCCUAGCAUUGUCAACUGUGUAAAUAAGUCGACUUUUGUCUCCUGAAAAUAACUAGUAACAAUUUAUUCAACCUUGGGUUCAGCAAAAAUAAGGCAGAUGUCACGAAAGUUCCUGUUAACUACCUUAUGAAAUAGCAAAGUUUACCUUUCGAUGAAAACCUGAACACAAUGAUGGACAGUUUCAUUGACAGUUUCCUUUUCUCUCGUCAUGCUUGCAUUGUCUUACAUGUUCUGCAGACGGUGUACAUCUGCAAAAGUACAAAUUAACUUCAAGUGCUUAACUCUGAAUGCUGGACUGUGACUUAUUUAAAACGAGAUCAACCGACCUGGCUUGGCUCUAAGCUGUGGAAAACCUCUGUUAGUUGAGCAACUUAACUCACGCAAAUUGAAUCCGGUCCGAACUUUUUUUUUAUACAGUUAAGACCCCGGUUUACGUUACUAUUUUGCAGUGCUUCAUCUCUCAAGAAAUAUAGUACGAUCAUGGAAUCAUUUUGAAAGUGACUCAGCUAUUUUUCUGAGAGAUAAUCAUGAGUAAUUCACUCCCUGGCACGGAAUCACAUAAUUCAAGCUCGAAGACUUCACAAGAUCCGUUCUACUCUGUUCUUAUGGCUAAUGCUAUCCUCAACAUUUGUCUCUGUUAUCCAACCAUUAUGAUGAACAUUCUAGCAAUUCAAGCUUUGAGAAAAACGCCUUCGCUGUCAAAAAAUUUAAAAACAUUGCUUUUAAAUCUUGCUGUUUCUGAUCUUAGUGUUGGCGUACUGGGUCAACCACUGUAUAUCGUUCGGCGAGUGGGCCAACUACACGGCAACUUGCAUAAACUGCGUACUUCCUUUUCCAUUGUUGCCAAUGUCCUCUUUCUAUCGUCUUUUUGUGGUGUAACGGCCGCGAGUGCAGACAGAUUCGUUUCCAUUUGGAAGCCUCUGCGUUAUCCCCAACUGGUGACUCACGAACGAGUGGUUAUCACGAUCAUUACAAUAUGGCUUUUAAGUGCAUUUCUUGGACUUGCGAAUGUGUUCCUUCUCACAGAGAAGAUGUCUUUUGUGAUAUUUUUCAUAAUCGAAUUAUUUUGCUUCGUUUCCACCACAUGGUUUACUUUAAAGGUUUAUUUAACGAUCAGACGUCAAAACUUACAAAUUCAGGCUAGAGCACAUUCAGCUCAAAACAGCCAUAUCAUGAUAAAAGAUGCCACGCUUAACAAAUCUGCUCAAAGCACAUACUGGAUUCACUUUGCAUUUUGGGCAUGUUAUUUUCCCCAGUUUUUUGUCAGCUGUUUACGUCAGUUUAUAACGCAUCCACAUCAACAACAUACUUUCAUGAUGAUACUCGUGUCUUCAUGGACACUGGUCCUACUUAACUCUGCGCUCAAUCCAAUAAUUUACUGCUGGAAGAUGAGAAGUAUUCGGCGAACCAUGAUAGAUAUUCUUCGAAGUAUAAUUCGAAGGAUUAGGUUGGGAUUACCAUUUUGA
Molecule: messenger RNA, 5131 nt
Organism: Pocillopora meandrina
Lineage: Eukaryota; Metazoa; Cnidaria; Anthozoa; Scleractinia; Pocilloporidae
Source: the annotation of a GenBank genome assembly